Messenger RNA from Mus pahari (shrew mouse), 6401 nucleotides. It is a transcript of the gene Acap2, whose product is annotated as ArfGAP with coiled-coil, ankyrin repeat and PH domains 2. Gene Ontology annotation, molecular function: GTPase activator activity; protein binding. The record is from RefSeq and is a predicted model, not a curated record. Lineage: Eukaryota; Metazoa; Chordata; Mammalia; Rodentia; Muridae. The transcript has 23 exons. Gene Ontology annotation, cellular component: cytoplasm; endosome membrane. Bases 217 to 2427 code for a protein of 736 amino acids.
AGCUGGGGCGGAGGAAGAGGCGGCCAAGGCCUGCCGAGCCGUUGCAGUCUUCGCGGCUGCUAUGCCCAGGGAGCGCAGCGCCCUCCGCAGCUCCGCGCAGCCCUAGAGGCAGCCGAGCGCCCGCCGACGCCUCCCGGAUCCCGGUGCCACCGCUACCCAGGUCCCGCAGCUCCCGCGGAUCCUCCGGCGUUACCUGUGAGGCCAGGCGGAGGCAAGAUGAAGAUGACGGUGGAUUUCGAGGAGUGUCUGAAGGACUCGCCCCGCUUCAGGGCCGCCUUGGAAGAGGUAGAAGGAGAUGUGGCUGAGCUGGAACUAAAACUCGACAAGCUUGUGAAACUGUGUAUCGUGAUGAUUGACACUGGCAAAGCCUUUUGUGUUGCAAAUAAACAGUUCAUGAAUGGGAUUCGGGACCUGGCCCAGUAUUCUAGCAAUGAUGCUGUGGUUGAGACAAGUUUGACCAAGUUUUCUGACAGUCUUCAGGAAAUGAUCAAUUUCCACACAAUUCUGUUUGACCAAACUCAGAGAUCUAUUAAGGCCCAGCUUCAGAACUUUGUCAAAGAAGAUCUUAGAAAAUUCAAAGAUGCCAAGAAACAAUUUGAAAAAGUCAGUGAAGAAAAGGAAAAUGCACUAGUAAAAAAUGCCCAAGUUCAAAGAAACAAACAGCAUGAGGUUGAAGAGGCUGCAAACAUUCUCACAGCCACGCGGAAGUGCUUUCGGCACAUAGCGCUUGACUACGUCCUGCAGAUUAAUGUGCUUCAAUCAAAAAGGAGAUCAGAAAUCCUGAAAUCAAUGCUGUCCUUCAUGUACGCACAUCUGGCCUUCUUCCAUCAAGGGUAUGACCUGUUCAGUGAGCUUGGGCCCUACAUGAAAGAUCUUGGAGCACAGUUGGAUCGACUGGUUGUAGAUGCAGCAAAGGAGAAAAGAGAGAUGGAGCAAAAACACUCUACGAUCCAGCAGAAGGAUUUCUCCAGUGACGACUCCAAGCUAGAGUAUAAUGUGGACGCUGCAAAUGGCAUUGUCAUGGAAGGGUAUCUGUUCAAACGAGCCAGCAACGCCUUCAAAACGUGGAACAGGAAAAAGCCCGAUCACAUCAGACGCUGGUUCUCCAUACAGAACAAUCAGUUGGUUUACCAGAAAAAGUUUAAGGACAGCCCCACUGUGGUGGUGGAAGACCUCAGGCUCUGCACAGUGAAGCAUUGCGAAGACAUCGAGCGGCGGUUCUGCUUUGAGGUCGUCUCUCCAACAAAAAGUUGUAUGCUCCAGGCAGAUUCUGAAAAGCUUCGCCAGGCCUGGAUUAAGGCUGUUCAGACCAGUAUUGCAACUGCUUAUAGAGAGAAGGGCGAUGAAUCAGAGGUGAGUAGAAGUUUGGUCAGUAUCACAGGAGAUAGUGCUAAAUGUUUUAAAUCUCACUUACUAAUGCUAUCUUUUUCCCUAUGUAGGAGCCUUGGGGUUCACUUUUCGAAAGUAAGAUCUUUAACUUUAGACACUUGGGAGCCAGAACUCUUAAAGCUUAUGUGUGAAUUGGGAAAUGAUGUUAUAAAUCGAGUUUAUGAAGCUAAACUGGAAAAAAUGGGAGUAAAGAAACCACAGCCAGGACAAAGACAGGAGAAGGAGGCAUAUAUCAGAGCAAAAUAUGUGGAAAGGAAAUUUGUGGAUAAGUACUCUGCAUUGCUGUCACCGUCUGAGCAGGAGAAAAGGAUCACCCCCAAGAGCUGUGAGGACCAGAGGCUGAGCCAUGCCAGAGCAUCUGUCCACACCCCAGUCAAGAGUAAUGACAGUGGGAUCCAGCAGUGCUCCGACGAUGGCCGAGAAUCUCUGCCUUCAACUGUGUCAGCCAACAGCUUAUAUGAGCCUGAAGGAGAAAGACAAGAGUCAUCUGUGUUUCUUGACUCUAAACAUCUUAAUCCAGGACUUCAGCUUUAUAGGGCUUCGUACGAAAAAAACCUUCCCAAAAUGGCUGAGGCUCUGGCUCAUGGUGCAGAUGUGAACUGGGCUAAUUCAGAUGAAAACCAAGCAACACCACUCAUUCAGGCUGUAUUAGGGGGCUCUUUGGUGACAUGUGAGUUCCUGUUGCAGAAUGGUGCUAAUGUGAACCAAAGAGAUGUCCAAGGGCGGGGACCACUGCACCACGCCACCGUCUUAGGACACACAGGGCAGGUGUGCUUAUUCCUCAAGCGAGGUGCCAAUCAACAUGCCACUGACGAGGAGGGGAAGGACCCUCUGAGUAUCGCCGUGGAAGCAGCCAAUGCUGACAUAGUAACCCUGUUACGCUUAGCAAGAAUGAAUGAGGAAAUGCGGGAAUCAGAAGGACUUUAUGGACAGCCAGGUGAUGAAACUUACCAGGAUAUUUUUCGUGAUUUUUCUCAAAUGGCAUCCAAUAAUCCAGAGAAACUCAAUCGUUUCCAGCAAGAUUCACAGAAGUUCUGAUCCUUUUAACAGGGGAAACUAUGAAAUUUGGUGAAUUCUUAACGUCUGCAGCCAGAAACCCUUUUUACUUCUUUAAUUCCACUUAAUUUUGGUAGACAUUGAAUUGUUUGAAAAAAUGGUGCCCGUUCAUUUGGAUUUUUUAAGUGAGAACAAGGUCUCUCAUAAUUGGGAAAGGGAGAAAUCCUCUAUAGUUCCUCUUUUAUUUAAGAAGAAAGAAGUCUUUUCAAUGGGUUGUGCUCUUAUAUAAAGUUGUAUCAAAGGCAUCUCUGAGUUCUGAGGUGCUACAUUGCUAGACCUCUCCAUCCUUGCCGUGGUGGGUGGGACUCUGGUUCCCCUGGGAACAUUCAGUCACCGUGUCUGCAUCAGGUGGGAGCCUGUUAUCUUACCUGCUUGGAGCAUGCGUCUUUUCUAUAGCUGUCCUUAUAACAGUCGGUGGCUCAGACAUAGGUAUGUGCGUUUUCUGGUAGCUCAGCGGAGGCCCCUCCUACCCCACCCCCACCCCCCAGUGAGUUUGCCCCUCUCUCACUCUGAGGUGCCCUUGUCCCCCAGUCUCUAGCACCAUGGCUGCCAUGUGAGUGGAGCACACUUUACUCUUUCGAUUCAUUUCGUCUUACAGUGGAAAGAAGCUUACUGUUUUCUUUCUUCAGUCACCAAGAAUCCUAGCUCAGCUUCUGUUGUCAGGUUGAUUUCCUGAAACCUUGACAGAUCGCCACUAUAAUAAAACCAGAUUUCAGAAGUUGGCUAUUGCAAAAUUGGGCUUUCUUCAAAACACGGUGAUGUCAAAGAUAAUAUUUUAGGGCAUUUUUAUAUUUGGAAUUAAUUCAUUUUAAGAUAUAUAUUUUUUACUGUUGUUACUCUGGUGAAAGAAAAAUCUCCAUGUAAUGGGAGAGAAAGCUAAUUUUUUUCUUGUUUAUACUAAAAUUUACCAGCAAUAAAGUCCUUUUAUUUUUUUCUACAUUUAUCUUGUGUACUAUACAACAGUAUACAUUCUUUAAAUUGUAUCUUGUAUAUAGCUUUAGAAUUAAGUGAAAUAAGUCAUUUUGAGUUCCAAAAUUAUGCACAUGUGAUAUAGUUUGUCCAGUCUCACCUCUGAUUGAUUGGUUGAUGUCUUGUCGAAGGACGGGGUGAAGGAGCUGCCUUGUAGCUCAUUGCCAGCACUGUUGAUGACACUUACUCUUUGCAAGCUGUUUGUAAGUAGCAUUGAUACUCAGCUUCACAGAAACAUUUUGAAAUGCAUGUAAAAUUAUAGUUAAUUAAGUAAAAACUUGAACAUUUUCCCCACAGUAUAUAGAGCUUUAUUUUAAUUAAAUAUAAAUCAGAAUCUAAGUAGAAGUUAUAUUGAAAUAAAUUUGCCACCCAGAUUGGGUCCCAUAAUUCGACCAAGUUGCAAGCAUGCAGUGCAUAUUUAGUAAGCCACCACACAUUAAGGAUAAGACCCUUGUGAUUUGUUUCUGAGGAAGUGCGAACUUCCACAGGCUGAAAGGAUUUUUGUCUUUGCUGUCACCCCUCAGAUUUGCAAGUCAUCUGGCCUUGUAGGCAUUUAAAUAAAGGCAAAGGUCUCAUGUGUGAUAUUUUAAUUGGUAUGUACUUUGAAAUGUAUUGUCCUAAAACAUGCUCAAAGAAGAGAACCAGGCUAAAGAUAGGGAAGAAAGCCCACCUCUUCCGAGGUGCUCCUUGGUUGCUCCUGGAGCUCCUCCCUCAUGCGUGAAGGUGUAGGUGGGGCUCCCUGGGCUCCCUUUGGUUCUGCUGCUGGGGGUAGUUCCUCCAGACCUGCUGCCUCCCUGCUGUGGCAGUCAGUGGUGUCUUCUGCCCUUUAAUGACUAGAGAGUUUUUUUUUUUUUUUAAGCCUUAAAGAUUCAAGUGAAAUGCCUUAAAGAUUAUGAUGGUUCUGAAUCUCUUUAGAAUUCAGAUUUAGCUACAUCACUUAGUACUGUGUAGAGGCUGGCAAUACAAGACUACAUUGCUGUGGCUUACUUCAUUUUCUCGAUGUCAUGACAAACUGAAUGAGAGAAAGGACUGGGGUGUGUCGAGGCUUUUAAUGAACAGUUUCAAAGGAGGCCGGCUCUUAGAUGCGUUCUGCUGUGCUCGCUGAUAGCUUUCUGUGACAUGUGGAGGCAUUCCGGUCCAUGCAUUAGAGAGAUGGGCACACCCAGUGCUGGCUGCUUGUUCUGGUUGCCCUGCGGUCUCUCCAGGACGGACGUGCUGAUGGUAGUUUCAUUCUUUAUUAUUCAUCUGUUAGUUCUUUUCCAUGCUCUCACUGAUGUAAAAGAAUAGAGGCACUCUGAAGGGCUCGUUAAGCGCAGCUUUUCCGUGGAUGUAGAUAAAGGUGAUCAAGCAGCAGCCAUUGACCAGGCGUCAUUGCAUCGCAUAUUUAAGAUUUCCAAAAUUUCAAAUUUAUUUUUAACACAGACCUCAAAGAUUAAUUCCAGCAUUACAGUGUACCUAACUAAUUGACGCUGGUGUUCUUUGUAGUUUAGUGAAUUCUGGUAUUUACUUCCCCCAAAGUAAUUCAGCUUGCAACUUGUACUUUAGUACAUCAAAGGUGCAUUUUGGGGAAAAAAUAUAUAUGCUCACAUUUUACAAAACUUAAACUUGUGAUCAUGUUAGCAAUAUUUAAAAAUAAAAUUGUCUGCAUAUUAGGUAUGAUUAUAAGCCAAUCUGUGUUUAAAACUAAACUGCUACCCACUUUGAGUAAUUGAACAUUCCUAGAUCACCCAUUUAAAUUAACUCUUUGUGUGGUUGCAUUUUGACCAUUAGCAGGACUAGAAAAUGUGGUUUUUUGUUUUUGUUUUUAAUGAAACCCUAUAUCCGUACUACCUUCAGUUCAUGUUCCUUCUUGGGUCCAGGGCCUCUGACAAAGUGAAUGAUGAAGCAAAGGGAACUAUAACCCUCCCUUUGUUCGUGUUAUGACUUAGGCUGGACUUUCCUGCCACCCUUCGUCUCCUGGUGUCACGGGAGGACUUCUGAGACCGCCAUGGUCUGUGACUGUCAGCCUUGUCUGUGUCUCCAUCCCCAGCCUGCUCCUCUUGUUUUGCAGAGAUGGUCACUUGCAUUAUUAGUUGGAGGCAGAGCCGACCAUGACCCAGGUCUACCGUAUGCUUUCAAAGCAUCAGUGUCCUGAAAGGAUCCCUGAAAAACAGCAGCUUUCCCUGCCUUUGGACAGGAGACUUCAGAUACUCUGGAGAACCUCAUUAUGGAGUUUAAAGGAAUAGAUUGGAAUUUGAAAGCAUCAAAUUGUAGAAAAGUCUACAUUUUCUUUUACAAUACAAAACAUUAAUAAAAGGAAAAUCUUAGAAAGUUAAACUCACCAUUUAUUACCCUGUAAUGUUUUCUAAUGAAAACCAAUUAUAAAAGGGGGGCUGGCUUCGGCCUGGCUGAUCCCUGCCACCUCCCAGGGGGGUUCUUGUGGGCAUCUUCUUCUUCUGUUUACGUAGAGGGGGAUCAUGUGGACAAAGAAAGAUUCAAUUAAAUACAAUUUUUCUUCGUAUUGAUCUUCUCACUAUCUUAUUUUCUAGAUCUAUCUCAUUCCCCAACCUUAUUUGGGGUAGUAAUUAAUUUUUAACAGGGAAAGCUUGCUGUGUUAUCGAGAUUUUUAGCACUAUUUUACACGAAGACUGAAGGUUAGCUCUUGGAAAUGACAAGUUCCUUUAAAAUAUAUGUUUACUUUGCUCUGUGAAAUUUCUGGAUCAUUCCGGUCAUCAAGGCUGAUCACAUGUACUAUCUCUUGCUACCUGUGAAAAGGAUGUAAGAGUAUGUAACCAACACUCCAUUGCUUUUUAUUAGUAUGUAGAGAAUUUGUAUCUAAUUAAUGAAUGUAGUUUUACUGUAGUUUGUCAUUGUAAAUGGAACAAAGUACAUUAUCUUUAUAGUUAUUCUAAAAUGUACAUUAUGUAAGAAUUGUAAAUAUACUUGAUUACUUUGUAUGCUGAAAAUUUACAAUAUUAAGUCAAUAAAAAUAUCUCACUUCUGGCACA